AUGUCCCAAGAGGCCCCGAAAGACCUAGCAACGAGAGAGCCCACAGGGAGACCACCAAAACGCAAAUACAUCAAUAGGGCCUCUAACCCCGGAAAGUGUGACGGGAAGAAGCCAGCAUGCUCUCGCUGUCUCGCGCGAGGAGUCGAAUGUUCAUAUUCGACUGAAGAAGAUGGCCGACGGCCAGCAUCCAAGACUUACGUGCUGCUCUUGAGGCGACGGAUUGAGCAUCUAGAACGGCUGUUGCUGUUGCAAGGGGUUGCACAUUCUCCACCGGUUCCUGGGCGACUGGAAGCCAACCAUGAAGAGCUCACAGAGCCCACUCUCGCAAAUGACUCCCUCUUAUCCUCUGACUAUGAAGAUAUCUGCUCAUCAUUCGAAGGGGCGCUAUGUUUAGAUGCAUCACUGAACUUCGACCGGGACGGCCAGCCUCGAUACUUUGGCGCUACCAGCGGGCGUCUGGACUUUCAGCCUCAUUCCAGCGGGAAUGGCGAUGCGCAGGCAGAAACAGAUUCCAUUCAAUCAUCAGAUCGCGGGCGAGCUCGCAGCAUCAUCCAAAAUUUGGAGUCGGGGCCCAGAUAUCAAGAUUCGGAAGAGCUAGAAUCGCAGUUGGUCGAUCUUUACUUUACAUGGGAGCAACCUUGGAAGCAGGUUGUUGAUGAGAAGCUAUUCAGGGAAAGUAGGAGAACCGAGGGCAAGUAUUUUAGUCCCUUGCUGCUGAAUACUAUCCUGGCCUUUGGCUCUCGGUUGUGCGACAGACUGGAAGUGAGAUCAGAUCCGGAUGACCCAAACACCGCGGGAAAAUUGUUCCUUGAGAGAGCUGAGGCAUUACUUCCUUUCGAUUUGAAGUGGCCCACCAUCACGACUAUACAAGCCUGUGCCAUUUUGGGAACACUUUACGUUGCUAUGGGAUCUGAUGCAGCGGGAUGGUUACAUCUAGGAAUGGCGUCUCGAUUGGCGCUUGAUAUGGGAUUUAAUCACGAUCCAGCAACAUUCAAAGGCUCAUUAACCGCAGAGGAAGUCGAACUUAGAAGGCGGAUAUAUUGGGCGUUAUACUGCGACGACAAACUCUUUUCAAGCUAUACUGGCCGAGUUUGCACGAUGCUUGACUCUCAGGGGGCCAUCAAUUUGCCUUCUAUUACGGAGAUAUCGGCCAUGAAUAAGAAGACACAGGAACUGGAAACCGCUUUUAGUGUAUCUGAGAGAGAGCUACUGCCGUUACGUAGAGCGUUGGCAACGCACUGUCGGAUAUUGGAAAAGAUCUUACUCACGUUGUAUGCACCCAAGCCGAUGACUCGAACGUCUCAAAGGAAGUCUUUUCGUGACUCUUGUAUAUUGGAGCUGAAGAACUGGUUUUAUGAUCUCCCUCCCGGGCUACGAAUUGAUCGGCCAAGAACUGGAAUGCUUCCUCAGGUAUUCACAUUGCAUAUGGUUCACUAUACUGCAGUCAUACUUCUCCUGAAGCCUUUUAUUUUCACUGGCGAAGAUGGAACCUCCCAAAAGGCAGACCUUCCAUCAAACACGGGCGACGCUGCCUCAGAAAGCUCCCUCGCUUUGUGCUAUGAAGCUGCUAGGCAAAUUUGUAUUGUGGCGAGAAAAUACCGUCAAGUAUUCGGCAGCUUCCGAAAGAGCCCGAUAACAGCAACUCAUUGCACACUGUCGGCGGCGCUGUUUUUACUGAAAAAAAUGAGGCACGACGGCGGUGAAAUCAAAUGUUCCGACCGCAACCUUUUCCAGGCUUGCCUCAAGACAUUGAAAGAACUCGGCAUAUCUUGGUACCCAGCAUGGCGCUACUGGAAAAGUCUCUCGGACACAUUCACUGCUUCCCGCAACAAUGCUGGCAACUCAGCCAUGUCUGACUCUGCUUUGAGUUCCGGGUUAGAUGCAUACCAAAAUAUUCUCCAAGAAGUCCAGGGAGAUGCUCCUGAAUGUUCUAUAGAUGAACAAGGGUCUGCGGGUUCCCCGCAGAGCCUGACAUGGUCGAAUAAUAUGGACUGGGCAAUUAAUCUGCCUGAAGAUCUGGAUCAUGCUGCUGCAGAUCAGCAAGACCUUGGUAGUCACAUCGACUCCAGACCCGACGUGUCAUACUGGCCAGAUCUUGAUGCUGGAUUCAUGUUUGACUCACUCCCAGCUGAUUAUACCAACUUGAACUUUUCCAACCGGACGACCUGA
Talaromyces atroroseus is the source of this 2169-nucleotide messenger RNA. RefSeq lists its product as hypothetical. Gene Ontology annotation, biological process: DNA-templated transcription; regulation of DNA-templated transcription. Lineage: Eukaryota; Fungi; Ascomycota; Eurotiomycetes; Eurotiales; Trichocomaceae. Gene Ontology annotation, molecular function: zinc ion binding; DNA binding; DNA-binding transcription factor activity, RNA polymerase II-specific. The record is from RefSeq and is a predicted model, not a curated record. The transcript is spliced from 6 exons. Bases 1 to 2169 code for a protein of 722 amino acids.